Messenger RNA from Prorocentrum cordatum, 414 nucleotides. NCBI's taxonomy places the organism in Eukaryota, Dinophyceae, Prorocentrales, Prorocentraceae. The record is from the annotation of a GenBank genome assembly.
AUGUGGGACCCGAGCUACGGCAGCUCUCCGAUCAAGACGCCCGAGGACACGACGCUCUACAACCAGCGCGUGGCCAAGAUGGCACAGGUGCUGAAAGUGCGAUUCCCGCCCGCCUCUGGCGACCUCGCAGUCUUCACGCACGCCACGACCAGCUUCAGCCUGGCGUACGGCCUGUGCAGCAACCUGUUCGCUUCCCUGCAGGAGUUCGUGGACUCUAUGCCGGCGAUAGCGCCAGCCGGGGUUAUCGUCGUGACCAUCGAUGGUAAGGGACACUGCACGAAUUUGACGCAGACGCAGAACGUCGCCGAGGUGGUCGAGUGCGGCGAGACGGAGCCCUACAAGUGCGAGUUCGCAGAUAGUCCCAACUGGUACUGGGAAGAUCCGCUGGGCAGCGGGCCGGACAAGUGUCAUUGA